CGCUGUUCUGACUUGCUUUUUGCUGCCUCUUUCUUCUCCUCUCUCUUCUAGCUUAGCUCCUUGCCUUCUGGUACGACCCCCAGCAUGGAGACCGAUCACUCUGAAGGGCUCUCAGCUGAACCGCAGGCGGCGCCCGCAGGAGACAGCUCCUCACCACCCAGCCCAAACCACCUCCAGAAGCACAACAGUCAGGACGCCUCGGCUCCACUGCACACACCGAGCAGGGAGGCAAGCAGGCCCCCCGACAUCUCUGAAGAGUUGAACCGACAGCUGGAAGACAUCAUCAACACCUACGGCUCAGCCGCCAGCACGGCAGGGCCAGGGGGCCCCGCCAAGGCGCAGGAGCCGCCCGAGAGCGCAGAACCGCCCGACCACGAGGAUGCCGACUGUGAAGAAACCACCGAGGAGGCUGCUUCUGGGGAGCCAUCCACAGUCAGAGAGCCUGUCGGCAACCGGGAGCAGAAAUUGGAAAAGAAAAUCCUGAAAGGAUUAGGUAAAGAAGCCAGUCUGCUAAUGCAAAAUCUGAACAAGCUGCAAACACCUGAAGAAAAGCUUGAGUUUUUAUUCAAGAAGUAUGCUGAAUUGCUGGACGAACAUCGCACUGAGCAAAAGAAGCUCAAGCUCCUGCAAAAGAAACAGGCGCAAAUCCAAAAGGAAAAGGACCAGUUACAGGGGGAACACAGCAGAGCUGUCCUGGCUCGGAGCAAACUGGAGAGUCUGUGCCGGGAGCUGCAGAGACACAACAAGACCCUGAAGGAAGAGACCCUUCAGAGGGCACGCGAGGAGGAAGAGAAAAGGAAGGAGAUCACGAGUCACUUCCAGGGCACCCUGACCGAUAUCCAGGCUCAGAUUGAGCAGCAGAGCGAGCGAAACAUGAAGCUCUGUGAGGAGAACACGGAGCUCGCAGAAAAGCUGAAAAGCAUCAUUGAUCAGUACGAGCUCCGGGAGGAGCAUCUGGACAAAAUAUUUAAACACAGAGAACUGCAGCAGAAGCUGGUGGACGCGAAGCUGGAGCAGGCGCAGGAAAUGAUGAAGGAAGCGGAGGAGCGCCACACACGGGAAAAGGAAUAUUUGCUGAACCAGGCAGCAGAGUGGAAACUUCAGGCCAAAGUGCUGAAGGAGCAAGAGACGGUUCUCCAGGCUCAGCUUACGCUCUACUCCGGAAGGUUUGAAGAAUUCCAGAGCACACUGACAAAGAGCAACGAAGUAUUUGCCACUUUCAAACAGGAAAUGGAUAAAACAACUAAGAAAAUGAAGAAGCUGGAAAAGGACACAGCCACGUGGAAAGCCCGGUUUGAGAACUGUAACAAAGCCCUGUUGGACAUGAUUGAAGAGAAAGCACUGAGAGCUAAAGAAUACGAGUGCUUCGUGAUGAAAAUUGGGAGGCUAGAGAACCUCUGUCGUGCUUUACAAGAAGAGAGAAAUGAACUCUACAAAAAAAUCAGAGAGGCAAAAACGUCUGAAAAGGAUGACCAAAGUCAGCACACCUCCGAUGAAGAGCCAGAGUCCAAUGUCUCUGUAGAUAAAAAGAUUGAUCCAGAAGAGGCCGAUCGUGUGCAAAAUGCUGUGCAGAAUCUGGCUACGGCCUUCAUGGUAAUUCAUCAUCCACAGUCAACCACACCAGAGUCCAAAGAAACCCAACCACAAUUGGGCAUUCCUCAUGGGAGUUGUAACACUACACUCAAGGAGCCACAGCAACCCCAUCUGGUUGAUUCAGGGGAGUCAGAGAGUCCCUUGCCUCCCCCCACUCCUCAGGCUGAAACCCCAGGAGGCAGUGAGACAGAACCUCCCUCCACGGCUACUAAUCCCCCUGCAGGGUCAGAAGCAGAAGCCCAGGGUGAGGGUCUCCCCACUGAAGCCCAAGCUCAGCAGCAGUUCUGUAAGCCAGAGGCAGAAGCUUCAGGUCAGGCCCCUGAGUCCCCAGCCCAGGCCCCACUACAGGGAGUGGAGUCGAGUGGCCCUGUGCCACCAUCCCCAGCAGAUGGGCAAGGGUCAACUGGGGUGCCCGGAGGUGAGUCCAGUAGGCAACCUCCUGCAGCAGCAGCUGGGGAGCUGUCUCCAGGGGCCUUGGCCAGGCCCCACCUACCAGAGGUGACAGACACCAAUCUGGAAGGUGUGGACUAG
Otolemur garnettii (small-eared galago) is the source of this 2124-nucleotide messenger RNA. RefSeq names its product taxilin beta (gene TXLNB). The record is from RefSeq and is a predicted model, not a curated record. The coding region runs from base 85 to 2124 and encodes 679 amino acids. Gene Ontology annotation, molecular function: syntaxin binding. NCBI's taxonomy places the organism in Eukaryota, Metazoa, Chordata, Mammalia, Primates, Galagidae. The transcript has 10 exons.